AUGGAAAUAGAAUUACUUUCAAGAGAAACCAUCAAACCUUCAUCACCAACUCCAUCUCACCUCAAACUUUACCCACUUUCAUUCAUAGACAACAUUAUUUUCAGAAACUAUGCGCCAUUGCUUUAUUUUUACAACCCAAACAAGAGUAUAGACCAAAAUUCAAAAAUAUCACAACUUCGAAAAUCCUUAUCUCAACUUCUAUCCAAAUACUAUCCUUUUGCUGGUAGGAUUAAAGAUAGAAUUACCAUUGAAUGUAAUGACCAAGGGGUGUUGUUUUUAGUCACAAAGAUAAAAAACAAACUUUCAGAGAUUCUUCAAAAUCCUACUGAAAAAUUGUUGAACCCUUUGUUCCCUGAUGAAUUACAAUGGAAAGAAAUGGAUUGGAGAGCAAGUUUUAUAGCCAUUCAAAUAAAUUGGUUUACAUGUGGAGGAAUGGUAAUAAGUAUUUGCAUGACUCACAAAAUUGGUGAUGCUUCAACCAUUUUCAAAUUCAUGAAUGAUUGGGCCAUUAUCAACCAAAAGAUAGAGGAAGAUAAAAAAGAGUUAUUAGUAUCACCCUUGAGUUUACUUGAUGCAGGGGCAACAAUUUUUCCACAAAGGGAUUUGCCUAUCUUCCCAGAAAUGGUGAUAAAGAAAGAAAACAAUGUCGUAUUUAAAAGGUUUGUUUUUCAACCUGCAAUGAUUAAGUCUCUUAAGGCAAUGGUGACUUCUAGUUCCAUGCAUUCUCCCACGCAAGUACAAGUUGUAACUGCAUGGAUUUACAAGCAUGCCGUUUCAAUAAUGGGGUUAAAUUUCCAGACGGCAAUGUUUAGCAUGAUUGUCGAUCUUCGUAGAAGAAUGGUUCCUCCAUUGUCUGAACAUUGUGUAGGGAACAUAUUUUGGUUUUCGUCUAUGUUGGCAAAUAAGAAGGAAAUGGAACUAGAAGAUUUGGUCUGCCAGAUAAAAGAAGGGUUAUCUGAAUGUUGUAACGUUUAUCCAAAAUUAUUUAGAGAGAAAGAGAACAAUAAUAUAUCUGAAUGCUUGAAGCAAGUUACAGAACCUUAUUCCGAGAAUAAAAAUUUGUUUACGUUUAGUAGUUGGUGUAGGUUUCCAAUGUAUGAAGCAGAUUUUGGAUGGGGAAAACCAAUAUGGAUCACCACUACUGGUUUGUCUUCAAGGAAUAUUAUAUUUUUGAUGGAUACAAGAGAUGGAGAUGGGAUUGAAGCGAUUGUGAACAUGGAAGAUAAUUAUAUGGCUAAGUUUGAACAUGAAUUUGAGCUUCUUCAAUAUGCGUCUUUUAAUCCAAACAAUGCUAGACAUGAUGUAAUACCCUCAAAAUUGUAA
Molecule: messenger RNA, 1323 nt
Organism: Medicago truncatula (barrel medic)
Lineage: Eukaryota; Viridiplantae; Streptophyta; Magnoliopsida; Fabales; Fabaceae
Product: stemmadenine O-acetyltransferase
Exons: 1
Coding region: 1-1323 (440 amino acids)
Source: RefSeq, a predicted model, not a curated record